Molecule: messenger RNA, 1896 nt
Organism: Lynx canadensis (Canada lynx)
Lineage: Eukaryota; Metazoa; Chordata; Mammalia; Carnivora; Felidae
Gene: SLC16A10
Product: solute carrier family 16 member 10
Exons: 6
Coding region: 1-1551 (516 amino acids)
Biological process (GO): transmembrane transport
Molecular function (GO): monocarboxylic acid transmembrane transporter activity
Source: RefSeq, a predicted model, not a curated record
AUGGUGCCCUUCCCCGAGGAGCCCGCCGCCGCGCGGGGGACGAGCGAGGCGCAGCCGCCGGGCCCCGCGCCCACCGGGGCAGCUCCGCUGCCGGGCCCGGGACCCUCGGACGGCCCCGAGGCGGUCGUCGAGAAGGUGGAGGUAGAGCUGGCGGGACCGGCGGGCGCUGAGCCCCCUCAGCCUCCCGAGGGCGGCUGGGGCUGGCUGGUGAUGCUGGCGGCCAUGUGGUGCAACGGGUCGGUGUUCGGCAUCCAGAACGCCUGCGGGGUGCUCUUCGUGUCCAUGCUGAAGACCUUUGGGUCCACGGACGAUGACAAGAUGGUCUUCAAGACAGCGUGGGUAAGUUCUCUGUCCAUGGGGAUGAUUUUCUUUUGCUGCCCAAUAGCCAGCGUCUUCACAGACAUGUUUGGUUGUCAGAAGACAGCUGUCGUGGGUGCUGCUGUUGGAUUCAUUGGACUCCUGUCCAGUUCUUUUGUAAGCUCCAUCGAGCCUCUGUACCUUACCUAUGGAAUCAUAUUUGCUUGUGGCUGCUCCUUUGCAUACCAGCCUUCGCUGGUCAUUUUGGGACACUAUUUCAAGAAGCGCCUUGGACUGGUGAAUGGCAUUGUCACCGCGGGCAGCAGCAUCUUCACAAUUUUGCUGCCUUUCCUUUUAAGGGUUCUGACCGACACCGUGGGCCUCUUUCACACACUGAGGGUCCUCUGCAUCUUCAUGUUUGUUCUCUUUCUGGCUAGCUUUACGUACCGACCUCUUGCUCCAAGUGCCAAAGAUAAAGAGGGUGGAACCAAAGGAGGCAACAACAGAUUCUCCCUCUUUUCCAGGAGGAAGUUUAGUCCUCCAAAAAAAUUUUUCAAUUUUGCCCUCUUCAAGGUGACAGCUUAUGCGGUUUGGGCAGUUGGAAUACCGCUUGCACUUUUCGGAUACUUUGUGCCUUAUGUUCACUUGAUGAAAUAUGUGAAUGAAAGAUUUCAAGAUGGAAAAAAUAAAGAGGUGGUUCUCAUGUGCAUUGGCAUCACUUCAGGAGUCGGACGGCUGCUCUUUGGCCGGAUCGCAGAUUAUAUGCCUGGUGUGAAGAAGGUUUAUCUUCAGGUACUCUCCUUUUUCUUCAUUGGUCUGAUGUCCAUGAUGAUUCCCCUGUGUGAUGUCUUUGGGGCCCUCAUUGCUGUCUGUCUCAUCAUGGGUCUCUUCGAUGGAUGCUUCAUUUCCAUUAUGGCUCCCAUUGCCUUUGAGUUAGUUGGUGCCCAGGAUGUUUCUCAAGCAAUUGGAUUUCUACUUGGAUUCAUGUCUAUACCCAUGACUGUGGGCCCACCUAUUGCAGGGUUACUUCGUGACAAGCUGGGCUCCUACGAUGUGGCAUUCUACCUCGCUGGAAUCCCUCCCCUUAUUGGAGGUGCUGUCCUUUGUUUUAUCCCAUGGAUCCACAGUAAGAAGCAAAGAGAGAUUGGUAAAACCACUGGAGGAGAAAAGAUGGAGAAAAUGUUGGAGAACCAGAACUCUCUGCUGUCAAGCUCACCUGGAAUCUUUAAGAAAGAAUCUGACUCUGUUAUUUAAUGUCUUAUAUACCUCCACCAGACUGGACUUGCUUUUGGAAGUUUAAGCAAGUUUCCCUUUUAUAUGAAUUGCAAAUUUCCUAUUUUUUUAAUUACAUCUUAAGAAUAGCACAAUAAUUGGGAAAUAGAACCCUUAUUACUACAAGAACCAUUUCUGCCACAGAAUAGCUAGCUGUUUGAUAUUUCCAUGAGUUCGGGGGCAGAGACUAUGGUAUAUGAAAACAUGUCUGAAAGUCAAAUAUUAAGAGAAUUGAAGCUAUUCCAAAGCAACUUUGGAAACUGUGAAUGCUAAUAAGCUUAUACAAAUAUUUAAAAAUACCUCGGGGCGCCUGGGUGGCUCAGUUGG